AUGGAAAAUCAAUUUGCUAGAGUGGCUGAGUUAGUCCCAGAGAAACCCAAGAGAUCUGCUCUGAACCAACUCACCAGGUUACUGCUUCGCAAAUAUAACUGUGGAGUCCGGCCUGUGCAGAACUGGACCAAACCAACUAAAGUUUACAUUGACCUUAUAAUUCAAUCUGUUCUAGAUGUGGACGGACAGACUCAGAAAGUGACCACCAGCAUUUGGUAUCGCCAGAUAUGGAACGAUGAGUUUCUUGUUUGGGAUCCCGAAGAGUUUGACGGAAUCACUGAAAUAUCUCUGUCCUCGGAUGCCAUCUGGGUGCCUGAUGUCAUCAUAAGUGAAUUCGUCGAUGUCGGCAAAUCCCCAGUCAUCCCAUAUGUUUAUGUCAACUGCUCAGGAACAGUAAAAAACUACAAACCCAUCCAGGUGGUCUCAGCCUGUCACCUGGAGAUUUAUGCCUUUCCCUUUGACAAGCAGAACUGCACUCUGACCUUUCGCAGCUGGCUCCACUCAGUGAAUGAAGUGGAUUUAGCUCUGUGGAGGCCCGCCGAGGAAAUCGCCAAUGAUACCAGAGAGUUCAUGAACGAUGGUGAAUGGGAGCUGCUGUCUGUCCCUUCUCACUACUGGACACUGAAUCUAGAGGACAGAGACUACGCGCAGAUUCAGUUUAAUGUGCUGAUCCGCAGGCGCCCCCUGCUGUACGUGGUAAGUCUCCUCAUCCCCAGCAUCUUCUUCAUGGUGGUGGAUGUCACCAGCUUCUAUCUGCCUCCGAACAGUGGCACUCGCAUCACGUUCAAGACCAGCAUUCUCUUGGGCUACACUGUAAUCAGAGUCAAUCUGAUGGAUGAAAUCCCUGCUACCGCUAUUAAGACACCCCUCAUUGGGGCCUUCUUCGCUGUCUGCAUGGCACUGCUACUGCUGAGUUUGGCCAUGUCCAUUUUUGUAGUGAAGCUUUUGCAUUACAGUGAGAAGGAAGUCAAGGAGAUGUCCGUGUCUGCUUGUUUACUAGACAAAUACGGCUCAAUGGAUCAGAGCUUUAUUGAGAGUGCUUUCACAUCAAUGAAAACACUGGAUGAUAUGGAGCAGUCUGGAGGCUACGAGUUUGAUCUCUCUCCAGAGCCAGACCUGUUCUCCCUGACAGAAGUCUCAAACAAUGACUCUCCUCUGGAGAAGAUCCUGGAGGAGGUGGUGUCUCUCAGACUGUACCUUCAGGAGGAGGACAAUGAGGGCAGCUCACAGUCUUACUGGGUGGAACUGUGCCUGAAAGUGGACAAGCUCCUCUUCUGUGUGUACCUGCUACUUAUGUUCAUCUAUGUCAUGACUCUACUGCUGCUCUGGGGUGUCUGGAGCUCUGCCUGAAAGUCUGAAGGAGGUGGUAGGGCAAAAGACAUGUAAUGAAAAGAGAAGAACAAAACCGAGGUAGAGAUGAAGGAGAAAGUAAAAAAGUAGGUUCAGUUUUAGAGUACAAUUAAUUACAUUUGAUCCUAUUAACAGAUUUUCAUCUAUGAUAUAAAAUGAACAAAAAUUAUAUAGGUGGAGUCCUUAAUUGUAAAACGUGAUUAAACUUACCUUAAAGGAAUAGUUCACCCAAACAUGAACAUUCUGUCAUUUACUCAGCUUUGAGUAGUUCCAAGUCUGUAUGAAUUCUUUGUUCUUCCGAACACGAAGGAAGAUAUUUUGCAGAAACUUUGUUACCAGGCUGUUUUAGGUCACCAUUGACUUCCAUAGUAGGAAAGAAAUACCCAAAACAGCCUAGUUACGAAAUCAUAAUGACUAGCUGCGAGCAAGUUGCCUUCAUGUUGUACAUGAUUAUUUGCCACAGAAUAAAGAAAAACAAACUAAUGAACAAAUGUCUUCUAUGCUUCUCUUAUUUUCGCUAAUAACACUCAAAUGUUUUAUUUUAAUUGUAGCGUUUGAUGAUAAGAGAAUGUCUCA
Puntigrus tetrazona (Sumatra barb) is the source of this 1926-nucleotide messenger RNA. It is a transcript of the gene htr3b, whose product is annotated as 5-hydroxytryptamine (serotonin) receptor 3B. NCBI's taxonomy places the organism in Eukaryota, Metazoa, Chordata, Actinopteri, Cypriniformes, Cyprinidae. The record is from RefSeq and is a predicted model, not a curated record. Gene Ontology annotation, molecular function: transmembrane signaling receptor activity; extracellular ligand-gated monoatomic ion channel activity; neurotransmitter receptor activity. Gene Ontology annotation, biological process: monoatomic ion transmembrane transport; regulation of membrane potential; nervous system process. The transcript is spliced from 9 exons. Bases 1 to 1350 code for a protein of 449 amino acids. Gene Ontology annotation, cellular component: neuron projection; postsynaptic membrane; synapse.